Messenger RNA from Juglans microcarpa x Juglans regia, 1525 nucleotides. RefSeq names its product probable E3 ubiquitin-protein ligase LUL4. Gene Ontology annotation, molecular function: ubiquitin protein ligase activity. The transcript has 4 exons. The record is from RefSeq and is a predicted model, not a curated record. Bases 164 to 1297 code for a protein of 377 amino acids. Gene Ontology annotation, biological process: protein ubiquitination. NCBI's taxonomy places the organism in Eukaryota, Viridiplantae, Streptophyta, Magnoliopsida, Fagales, Juglandaceae.
AGGUGGAAGUGGGAAUUGAAAAUUGUGAAACGCCUGCCAAACGCGACUGCUUCUUCAACUGGUUUCCUUCUUCCGAAUAUUUCCCUUCCUCCCUCCCUCCCUCCCUCCCCAACACUCUCCCGCGAUCCCAAUCUAUAUCUGCUCGCUCUCUCUCCAAAUCCAAAUGGGAAUUUCGAGUAGCAAUAGAAGAAGAAACAACCAUAACCUCUAUCUCCCACACCCACCUCCCCACUACCUCUCCCCUCCACCUCCUCCUUCCUCCUCUUACUAUUACCCCUCAGAACCCCCACCACCCCCACCACCACCACCUCCGCAUAACUAUCUCCCUUAUCCUCCACCACCUCACCAUCCUUAUCCUCCUCCUCCUCCUCCUCCGUCUCGAGCUCACCCAUACUAUUACUCUGGUGGGUAUAAUUCUUACAAUAAUGUCAAUCCCAUGACCGCUCGCUUCAACUACCACCCUUAUCAUGCCAAUCAGGCUAGUGGGUGGCCCGCAGCCAGGCUUCCCGUGAGCCCCGCGGUGGAGCCACCGCGUUAUGUUGAGCAUCAGAACGCGAAGAAGGUGAGGAAUGAUGUGAAUGUGCAUAAGGACACCUUGCGGGUAGUGCUCGAUGAGCACAACCCCGAUAACUACUUGGUGUCUUUCGUUUUCGACGCCUUGUAUGAUGGGAGCAUCACUAUUUGCUACUUUGCCAAGGAAAAGCCGAACUGUCGGUUUGUUCCACUACUUCCCGAAGUCUUUAUGCCUGUGAGAAUCCCCUUUCAGAAAGGACCUGGCCAGAAAUUUUGUCAGCCUUCAGGAACAGGCAUUGACUUAGGCUUCUUUGAGCUGGAUGAUCUCUCAAAGCCAUCACCCGGAGAAGGAGUAUUUCCUCUUGUCAUAUCUGCUGAAACAUACUCACCGGCUAAUUCAACAGACGAGCAAUUAGGUGAGCCAGUGCCCAACACAAACCCUCAUAUGCAGAUAACACAAGCUAUUCUAGAGAAGAACGGUGAUGGACCUUUCCAAGUGAGAGUUAUUAAGCAAAUUCUCUGGAUUGACGGAGUUUGCUAUGAGCUUCAUGAGAUAUAUGGAAUAGGAAGCUCGGUAGUGGAAGGCUUUGAUGACAGUGACCCAGGAAAGGAGUGUGUUAUAUGUAUGACAGAACCUAAGGAUACAGCGGUCUUGCCUUGUCGACAUAUGUGUAUGUGCAGCGAGUGUGCAAAAGCAUUGAGGCUUCAGUCAAAUAAGUGCCCUAUAUGCCGUCAACCUAUCGAGGAACUAAUAGAGAUCAAGAUAGAUAAUGGUAAUCAGUGAGAGAUUCUUUUCUUCAGCAAAAGUUGGAUCAUGGUACACCUGUCAACUUCUUUCUUUCUUUUCUUCCUUUUCUUUUUUUUUAUAUUUCAUCACCUAUUUUUAUAUCUCAAUAUAUAUAUAUAUGUUCUUUUUCUUUGCAUAUUGUAAAAUCAGUAUAUCCUGUGAUAUUUUAAUUACAUGCAGUGCGAGUGUUUGUGAAUCUCUUAGUGUUUGAGAGUCUUGGCUACA